This is a messenger RNA of Olea europaea var. sylvestris, 1860 nucleotides long. RefSeq names its product E3 ubiquitin-protein ligase RGLG2-like. The transcript has 12 exons. The coding region runs from base 33 to 1415 and encodes 460 amino acids. Gene Ontology annotation, molecular function: ubiquitin protein ligase activity. Gene Ontology annotation, biological process: protein K63-linked ubiquitination. Lineage: Eukaryota; Viridiplantae; Streptophyta; Magnoliopsida; Lamiales; Oleaceae. The record is from RefSeq and is a predicted model, not a curated record.
AGUAUUUCUCUCCCUCUUGGUGAAUUGAAUUGAUGGGAAAUAAAAGUUCAAGUCCUAGGGAUGGGGGGAGUUGGAGGCAAUCUUCAUCAUUCUCAUCCAGUUCUUUGAAUUCGAGGCAACAAGAACAUCCUCAAUCAGCGUAUUCACAAUACACUCAGAAUUAUCCUGUGCAGCAUCCUUAUCCAGCAGGAUAUCCCCCACCUGAUGAGUACUAUGUUCCUCCUCAAAAUUAUGGGGCUCCGUCCCAAUCACAUGCUCCGCAAAAGACGCUAGACAGGAGGUAUUCGAGGAUUGCAGACAAUUAUAAUUCAUUAGAGGAGGUGACUGAAGCUCUUUCACGUGCUGGCCUUGAGUCUUCCAACCUAAUUGUUGGUAUUGAUUUCACCAAGAGCAAUGAAUGGACAGGUAAGAGAUCCUAUAAUGGUCGAAGCUUACAUCAUAUUGGAAGUGGUUUAAAUCCCUAUGAACAAGCUAUAUCUAUUAUUGGGAGAACCUUGGUGGCUUUUGAUGAGGAUAACUUGAUACCCUGUUACGGAUUUGGAGAUGCUUCAACGCAUGAUCAGGACGUAUUCAGUUUCUACCCUGACGAGAGAUUCUGUAACGGAUUCGAAGAUGUUUUAAGUUGUUACAGAAAAAUUGUGCCUAAUCUAAAAUUGGCAGGACCAACAUCAUUUGCUCCCAUAAUUGAAAUGGCCAUGACUAUUGUUGCGCAGAGUGGAGGCCAGUACCAUGUUUUGCUGAUUAUUGCCGAUGGACAGGUAACCAGAAGUGUUGAUACUGGAAGCGGUCAGUUAAGUCCACAGGAGCAGAAAACUGUUCAGGCGAUUGUCAAAGCAAGCAAGUUUCCUUUGUCUAUUAUUUUGGUUGGGGUUGGAGAUGGCCCCUGGGAUAUGAUGAAGGAAUUUGAUGAUAACAUUCCUGCUCGUGACUUCGAUAAUUUCCAGUUUGUAAAUUUUACAGAGAUUAUGUCCAAAAAUGUGCAACAAUCUCGAAAAGAGACAGAAUUCGCUCUUUCGGCAUUGAUGGAAAUUCCGUCACAAUACAAAGCAACAAUGGAGCUUAAUUUGUUGGGUGGAAGGAAAGGAAAUGCUCCCGAGAGGGUUGCUCUUCCACCACCUGUCUAUGGUGCACAAUUAGGUGACAGUUCGAAAUUCACACAUGCAACUAGUUUUCAACAUAGCUCAAGUUCAUAUUUCGACCACAAAAGUUCUUCCGUCACUGCUGCCGCUGCUUCUCCUGCUCCACCAUCUGCUCCAACCUCUACUUAUGAUAAUCAAAUUUGUCCCAUUUGCCUUAGCAACCCAAAGGACAUGGCAUUUGGUUGUGGGCAUCAGACGUGUCGUGACUGUGGAGAGGACCUCCAGCUUUGUCCAAUUUGCCGAAGUCCAAUCCAAACCAGAAUAAAGCUAUACUAAGUAUUGUAUCUCAUAGCUUGAUCUCCAGUACCAAACUCGUUACAAUUCAUUCUGAUGAAAAGUAGGCAGUAGCUUGAGUCAACACAUCCUGCUUAGUCUCGAGAAAUCAUCACCUUAUAUUUUUAAUGGUCAUUCAUUGUUAUUUUUUAAUUUUUUUUUCGGGUGAUACCAGAAAGGUUAAAUAUCGGACAAUUGAAUAUUCUCCUCUUUGUUCAUCAAAUCACUUGAUUGCAGUCUAGGAUUAAGGGUCUUCCCAGUUGGUGCUUUUUGUUUUCAAAGAUUUUCAUCCAUUGUAUUGUUCAGUUCAAUUGCGGUUAGCUGUGCCUCUAUAUGUCGAUUUUGUAAACUUUUGCUGGUUUUUUCCCGGAUUCUUCAUGAUAUAGACAUGUACAGAUUGUUCUGAUGGAGGAUUUUUCCCUUGCCUUGCCAUUCUUAGGGAAAUAAA